This is a messenger RNA of Cuculus canorus (common cuckoo), 2619 nucleotides long. RefSeq names its product chondroitin sulfate proteoglycan 5 (gene CSPG5). NCBI's taxonomy places the organism in Eukaryota, Metazoa, Chordata, Aves, Cuculiformes, Cuculidae. Bases 93 to 1760 code for a protein of 555 amino acids. The record is from RefSeq and is a predicted model, not a curated record. Gene Ontology annotation, biological process: nervous system development. The transcript is spliced from 5 exons.
CAUCCCCUCCCCUCCCGUGCGGAGCGGGGGCGCGGGCGGAGCCGCUGCCGGUGCCGGCCCCGCUGGCGGAGCCGCGGUCCCUCCAUGCCGCCAUGGCCCCCGCGGCUGCCCGGCCCCAAGCCCUGGCCCUGCUGCUCGCCCUCGGCGCCCUCGCAUCCGAGUGGGCUCCCCAAAACGCCGGCGAGGCCAAAGGUAGAGGCUGGCCGAGCAGCCCCCCGCCGUGGCACCCAUCGAGCAGAGACCCCGCGGGGCGACCCAACAACGCCACCAACCCUGGAGAUGCCACCGCGGGUGGUGACCCCCCAGCGGGACCCCAAUUAGAGCCCCCAGCCAGGGGUGCGGCCACCACGGACCCAGCGGCGAUGCCCGAGGGGUGCACGGGGUGCACCGGAGAGGGCGACGCCAGCGCUCUGCCCCCCAAAUUCAACUCGGCGGAUGACGGCCAAGCGGCGGUGACCUGGCCGGGGGACGGGGGGACGGUGGCACUCAGUACCCCCGAGGAGCCAGGCAGCGGCGAGUGGCCCACGCGAGCCUCCUUGCCCAGCCCAGAGGGUUUUGGGGGGCUGACGGCCGCUCCGUCGAGCGCCCCACGUCCACGCUUUGCCACCGAUUCGGCCGAAUCCGAUUUGUUGCUGGUGGCCAAGGGCUCGGCCGCGCCGCAGACCCCCAUGCCGGGUGAUGCCAGCCCCGUGCCGGGCAUCGUGGGGGACUCCGGGCAUCGCCAGGAGCUCUGGGUGGCCGCAUCCAGCCCAGCCCCGGCACAAGGCGCUCGUGGCCGGACGGAUCUGACGUGGUUGGAGGUGGAGGAGCCCAUCACCGGCAUCCCGGGCACAGCCGAGCCACCCGCAGACCGGACGGCUUCGGAGAUCAUCGAUGUUGACUACUACGACCUCUUUGAGGGGGGCGAGGGGGGCUUGGGGGGCUUCCCCGGUGGUGGCCGGGGGGCAGGCGGCUCGGCACGGCGGCGAGAGCCGGAGGGAGCAGCCACGCCGUGGGCGCUCCAUGAGCUCUACGAUGACUUCACGCCCUUCGACGAAGCCGAUUUCUACCCCACCACCUCCUUCUACGCCGACGGGGAUGAGGAGGAUGAGCUGGAGGAGGAGGAGGACGAAGAGGAAGAGGAGGAAGAUGGGGGACUGGAGGAUGAGAAUGGCUACCGGUUGCCCACCCCGGCCGUGCCCGGCGCUCAACCAGCACCGCGGGACCCUCAACCCACGGGCCAAGACGAGGUGGCCCCACCACGGCCCUCGAGCAUGGCGGGGGGCAGCCCCACGGCACGGCCGCGUCCCGGCGAGCGGGGCCAGCUGGAGAACGGCACCGAGUGCCGGAGCGGUUACGUACGGCACAACAGCUCCUGCCGCUCCAUCUGCGACCUCGUCCCCAGCUACUGCCACAACGGCGGCCAAUGCUACCUGGUGGAGAGCCACGGGGCCUUCUGCCGGUGCAACACGCAGGACUACACGUGGCACAAGGGUAUGCGCUGCGAGGCCAUCGUCACCGACUUCCAGGUGAUGUGCGUGGCCGUGGGCUCGGCCGCCCUCGUGGUGCUGCUGCUCUUCAUGCUCACCGUCUUCUUCGCCAAGAAGCUCUACCUGCUCAAGACGGAGAACAGCAAACUGCGCAAGACCAAAUACCGCACUCCGUCGGAGCUGCACAAUGACAACUUCUCCCUCUCCACCAUCGCCGAGGGCUCCCACCCAAACAGAGAAGCGAAAGGCUCUGCCGAGCGCGACCCGGAGGAGAAGCGUAGGUCCCUCUAGCUUUUGCCUUAGCCCUGAGAUGGUUUUCCUCAUCUUUUGACCACCUUUAGCAGCCGUAGCGUUUGCCACCGCUCGGUCCGACCAACCUGGCAGGAGGCUCCCGGAGCCGGCUCGCUCGCCGCUGCGGAGAGGACAGACCUUGGGAUGAAUUUGGUGGUGCUUCCUGGUACCUCGCUGGGGUUCAACCCAUCCCUCGUCCCCUCUGGGAUGUGGAGGGCUCGGUCCCGGCUGGGAUGAAGCGUACUGAGGAUGCGGAGGGGACAACGGUGUCAACACCCCUGGGAAAAGGGGUUUUUGGAGACACGCGGUGCAACUCCUCCACUUGGCGAGGAGCUUGGUGCUCUGGAAGUGGUGCCCAUCCCGUGGGGUUUGCUGUGACCCCAGACCAGCCGGGAAUGGCUCAUAGUCACCACCCAGAAGACAGAGGUUUCCUAUCUUCGUAUGAAGCAGCCCUUGGGUGUCUCCAUCCACGUGGCACCUGGAGCACCAGAACCACGAUGAAGAUGGUGGAUAUCUCACCACCUUGGACCAUUGCACCCUCGCGGACCCCCACACCAGGGCUCAUCCUGCCCUGCCAGCAACACUGGUGACACCAGGACCACCCAGGCAUGGACGUUCCCCAAUGCUCAACCCUGGUGCCAGUGGGGCUUCUCUCCCCAUGGAUGCUGGACCACCUCUGGACCAGAUGCUCCCAGCAGCUGUUGGGGAGAUGUUCAGAAGAGGCAACCUCGUCUUUGCCAACAAAUCUGGCUGUACACUAAAAAAACCCUACAAUAAAUCCAACCCCUUGGGUCUCCUGCCAAGCUCCGCUUGGGGAGUUGAUAAUUGAUGUGGGGAUGAUGGGAUGAGCCGGGCUGGA